AUGGCUCUUCUCGGCCACCUCCUUUCUUUCUUUAUUUUUUCAUUUUUUUUUUCAUCAUUUUUUCUUUCUUUCUUUUUCUUUCUUUCUUCCUUUCGUUCUUUCGUUCUUUCUUUCUUUCUUUCGUUCUUUCGUUCUUUCUUUCUUUCUUUCUUUCUUUCUUCAAAUUCAUCUUCCUUCUUCAUUCUUCAUCAUUAUCACUUUACCAUUUUCUUUCUCAAACUCCGUCUCUUUAUUCUGGAUUAUCGUUCUUUGAGUCCUUUAAAAUAUGAUAUUUUUUUUCUGUCAUUAAUUCUGUCAAUAUUUUUCUUUUUUUUUUUUCACGGCGUUUUCUUUCUUCGUUCUUGUUCAGUUUGCUUGUUUUUCUUUCUUUUUCUUUUUCUGUCUUUCAUAUUCCAUUCCUACAUCUUUAUAAUUUUUUUUUCGACAUUUGUCUUCAUUAAUUUGUUCCUAAGUUUGUUAUUUUUUUCGUUUUCUUUUUAUCAUUUUCUUCUUUUAAUCAAUCUUUCUUAUCUCUUCCCUUUCAUUUCUUUCUUGAGCUUCUUUUACACUUACCCCCCUCUCUCUCUCUCCUCUAUACACCCUCUCUAUCUCAUUCGGUCAUACAUUCUUAAUUUCAGAUUCUUUCUCGAUCACUCGUUUUCAUUCGUUUUAUUGUUCCGCAUUAUUUCCUUUGCUUCCGUACACCCGCCCGCCCGUCAAACCAUUCUUUCUUCUCUAUAUUCGCUUUAUUUUCCUUCUUUACCCACCCUGCACGCAACCAUCUGCUUCCUUCGCCAAUUCCUUACACCUUUUUCUCUUCCUUAUCCUGUCAUCAUAAUCACCAUCGUCAGACACAAUCAUCAUCAACAUUUCUUUCAUUUUCUUACUUCUUGUUAUACCCUGUUUCCUCCAUUCUUUUUCUUCUUCUUCUUCUUCUUCUUCUUCUUCUUCUUCUUCUUCUUCUUCUUCUUCUUCUUCUUCUCCUCUCUCCUUUUCUUUAUUUUUCAUUUUUUAUUUCCUUCCUUUCGACUUCUUCUCCUUCUUCAUCGAUUGUUCUUCAACGUGAUUAUCAACAUCUAUUUCUUCUUCUUCUUCUUCUUCUUCUUCUUCUUCUUCUUCUUUUUCUUCUUCUUCUUCUUCUUCUCUUAUUUUCUCCUCCUCUCUCCUUUUCUUUAUUUUUCAUUUUUUAUUUCCUUCCUUUCGACUUCUUCUCCUUCUUCAUCGAUUGUUCUUCAACAUGAUUAUCAACAUCUAUUUCUUCUUCUUCUUCUUCUUCUUCUUCUUCUUCUUCUUCUCCUCUCUCCUUUUCUUUAUUUUUCAUUUUUUAUUUCCUUCCUUUCGACUUCUUCUCCUUCUUCAUCGAUUGUUCUUCAACGUGAUUAUCAACAUCUAUUUCUUCUUCUUCUUCUUCUUCUUUUUCUUCUUCUUCUUCUUCUUCUCUUAUUUUCUCCUCCUCUCUCCUUUUCUUUAUUUUUCAUUUUUUAUUUCCUUCCUUUCGACUUCUUCUCCUUCUUCAUCGAUUGUUCUUCAACAUGA
Molecule: messenger RNA, 1515 nt
Organism: Acanthosepion pharaonis
Lineage: Eukaryota; Metazoa; Mollusca; Cephalopoda; Sepiida; Sepiidae
Source: the annotation of a GenBank genome assembly